Paramecium sonneborni is the source of this 507-nucleotide messenger RNA. Lineage: Eukaryota; Ciliophora; Oligohymenophorea; Peniculida; Parameciidae. The record is from the annotation of a GenBank genome assembly.
AUGAUUUAAAAAAAAAUAUUUUUUAAUUUUGGUAAAUAGAAGUUUAGAAUAGCAGAAGCAGAGAAACUAAUUUUUGAUAAAUCCUAUAAAAGUCUAAUUUAUAAAUUGCAGAAUGUAGAAGUAUAAAUAAAGCUUAGAAUUAGAACUAAUUACAAUGGGCAUUAAGAAGAUUGAGUUUUUUUACAGCAUUGAAUUGUAUUUUGGCAUCAUAAAAAUAUAUUUAACCAAGUAAUUUUAUUAUUCAAAUAAGUUUUUGGAGGUUGGAAUUGUGCAUUACAUACAUUAUGUACAGUAGCAAGUUUUGGAGGUUAAAUGUUUUUAUAAGUAUUCUCAAAAAGAACUAUUCAUGAAUUAAUAUCAUUAAAAAAAGGAGAUUUUGUAGAAAUUAAUUAAUACGUUUAGGACUCCAAGAGUAUAAACAGGUCAUGUUAGUGAAUUUGCUAAUCUUAGUGAAUCCUAUUUUAGUUAUCAUUGAGUUGAUAAAUAUUGAAAAAAAUGAAUUUGCAG